AGUUUCACUCACUGAAACUGCGGUCCAAAUACUUGAAAUCAAUCUUGAAACAUGUGAAAAUAGGGUUUCUUGCGGGCCAAAUCGUCUAGCAGGCCGGAUUUGGCCCUUGGGCCGGAUUUUGCCGACCCCUGCUUUAGAUCAAGAACCAAUAAUACCAACACUUUUCUCGGGGUUUUCACAUUAAUUUCAUAUUAAAGGAUAUUCAAUGAUUUUCGAGAUAUAUCGAUCUAAACCUGACCAAAUAAGCUUGUUACGCAUCACUGAGUAUUUUGCCAAAACGGAGAGAGACUUGAACGUGUGAAAAGAGAGAAUAAGUAGAAUAUGGGAAAAUGUCAGCAGCUAAAAUAAAUUAACAUAAAUAACAGUUAUUUCCACACAUGCACACCUUAGAGCAACUUGUCGCGACUUCAUGUUCACCGGACGCGUUCUCAACUUAAGUAUGAACCUAACGCAUUGCAAUGGCGAAGCAUGGCAACAAACCCCAUGUUAUGCGCAUGGUUUAUUCAGUAAGCUAAACCUUGUCGAGAAUAUGUCAUUCUCGACGAGGUUGUCUCCGCGAAAUGUCUAGCUCAUGGGUUCGUUAGUGUGCGUUCCGCAGUAGAGAACUAUUGCUUGCACCGUCAAGAUGUUCUGUUCAUUAUUUGCAUGUCUCGGGUUGUAUGCUGGUGCAAUUUGGUUGUACGAAAAUCUUCGCACUCCUGUACUUCUGCUACUGAAAAGCCUCAAACAGUUAGUGUUCCGUCAGAAACUCAGUCAACGAUACGGCAAAUGGGCCGUUAUCACCGGUGCAUCGGAUGGCAUUGGUAAGGGUUACGCACAUUAUCUCGCCCGACAGGGCAUGUCAAUUGUGUUGGUAGCCCGUAAUGAAGCCAAACUCGCAAAAGUGGCAGCCGAAAUCAGCGCGAAACACGGUGUGGAAACGAAAAUUGUUGUGGCCGAUUUCUCCAAAGGUCCCGAAAUCUAUCCCCAUCUCGAGAAAACGCUCGUUCCGCUGGAUAUAGGCAUCCUGGUAAACAAUGUUGGUGUUACCCAAGGCACACCUAUGUACGUGGAGGAAGCAUCUCAGAAAGCGCUAUGGGACAUGAUCAAUGUAAAUGUGGCCGCUACAACACUGUUGUGCAAUAUCCUAGUGCCCUGGAUGAAAGACCGUCAACGUGGUCUUAUCGUAAACGUGUCCUCGAUUGCGUCGGUGAAUCCUUCGCCAUGUAUGGCGACUUAUGGCGCAUCGAAAGCUUACAUCACAAGCUUCUCGGUGGCUCUGCAAGAAGAGUUACGUCCGUUCGGUGUUGAGGUCCAAACAGUACGACCUUCCUUUGUCCACACCAAUAUGACGGAUUUCAUGGUAAAGGAUGUGAAGGAUACACGGUACCGAAAGUACCUGAUCCAUGUGGAUAAUUUCAUGGAGUAUGCGGGAUACACACUCGGUAAGGUCGACUUCACUACCGGUCACUGGUCACAUGGUCUCCAAUUUGCUGUUCUCUAUCUUUUGCCGGAGUUCUUACGAGUGUUCAUCAUUGGACAAAUUAACAAGAAGCUGCGAAAGGAAUUUCAUGUUCAAAAUCAGAUGAAAGUGCGAUAAGAGAAGAGAUCAGAGAUUAGAAUUUUAAAUUUAACCAGAAUGGAGAAUAAUGUCUCCUUCUUCAUGGAUGUGUUCAACCUGAAAAUAAAUUCUUCAAACACUCGAACAA
Molecule: messenger RNA, 1688 nt
Organism: Anopheles funestus (African malaria mosquito)
Lineage: Eukaryota; Metazoa; Arthropoda; Insecta; Diptera; Culicidae
Product: inactive hydroxysteroid dehydrogenase-like protein 1
Exons: 3
Coding region: 626-1579 (317 amino acids)
Cellular component (GO): endoplasmic reticulum
Molecular function (GO): oxidoreductase activity
Source: RefSeq, a predicted model, not a curated record